AUGGAGGCACCUCAAGAAGAGGUGGAAGCGCAGGAAACACUAAUCAUAUUGCUCUUCGUUCUUCGCGAGUCUCACGGUGGGAGAGAUUCUAAUGAGGGCCAAGCUGGGAAUGAUGCAUUUGUGAAAAAUGGUUGGGAUGGCUUUAACAAAAAGGACAGGCUUCGAGAUCAUGUAGGCACCCGACCAAAUAGCUUUCAUAACACAUCAGUUAAAAGGUGCAAUAAUUUGAUGAAGCCUGAUCGAUCCAUUGCUAAUGCUAUCAACAAGCAGAGAGAUGUCACUAAAGCAGAGUAUCUUGCUAGAUUGAAUACUUCUAUUGAUGCUGUGCGAUACUUGUUGCAUCAAGGUUUAGCUUUUCGUGGUCAUGAUGAGUCAGAAAAGUCCAAAAAUAAGGGAAAUUUUCGAGAAUUGGUACAGCUUUUGGCAAAGCAAAAUGAGAAAGCAAAAAAGAUGGCGGUGGUUUUGCGGUAUGUGGACAAGCUUGGGUUGAUAAAAGAGAGACUCAUUGGUGUUGUUCAUGUGAGUGAGACCUCAGCUUCAUGUCUUAAAUCUAAUAUUGAUAGUCUUUUUGCUAAGUAUGGAUUGAGCAUAACACAAGUUAGAGGCCAAGGUUAUGAUGGAGCAAGCAACAUGAGAGUAGCUAAAAAGAAUGAUGAUAUUAGUGAUUUCUUUGAUAUGGUGUCUCUAUUGAUUAAUGUUGCUGGAGCCUCUUGCAAAAGGAAGGAUAUGAUUAGAGAAAGUCAACAAGAGAGAGUUAGUAAAGCACUAUGCAAUGGGCAACUCACAAGUGGAACGGGAUUAAAUCAAGAACAAUCACUUCAAAGAGCCGGUGAUACUCGUUGGUCCUCUCAUUAUAAAACCCUUUUGAGGAUAAGUAGUUUAUUCCUUGAAGUCAUUCAAGUGCUCCAAUAUGUUGAAAAAGAAGGUCCAAAUGACACAAGUGGAACGGGAUUAAAUCAAGAACAAUCACCACGGGCAGCCUCGUGGCAGGCCGGCGAUUCCUGUCCCACCACUGUUGUGCAACGGGCAACGACAUCACCCACCACUGUGGACGUUACAAAUCUAGUUUGA
Molecule: messenger RNA, 1071 nt
Organism: Sorghum bicolor (sorghum)
Lineage: Eukaryota; Viridiplantae; Streptophyta; Magnoliopsida; Poales; Poaceae
Exons: 4
Coding region: 1-1071 (356 amino acids)
Source: RefSeq, a predicted model, not a curated record